ACUUUUGUGGCCGUAAAUCAUCUCAUUAGGAAUAAAAUGAGCAAUUUUAAAUUACAUUAUCACUAAAAAUAGAAAAUAUCAUUUUUUUUGAGAAAAAUUCUGAAAUGACUACAUACUAAAAAUCAGUUAUUGAUUCCACAUGCAUCUGUCUAGAGGCGAAGCUUUUGCAAUUAGCUAUAAUAUGUGUACAAGUCCUAAUCAUAAAGUAGUAUCUUUUGGGUUAUAUGUGUACGAGUCCUAAUCAUAAAGUAAUAUCUUUUGGGUUAUUUAGUCUAAUUUGACGACACAAAUAUGUAAUUAGCAGAAUAUAGUGACAUGAGAACAUACUCUUUUUAUCUGUUUACUGAAUGAUUUACGAACUUCACCUGUGGCUUGGAGACACAUACAUACACACAAAAAAAGAAUAAAAACUCGAAUGAUGUGGGUGACAUAUGGUCAAUCUCCAUAUAAGCUCAUGAGCCCAAUUAUUGAUAGCAGAACCAAUAAUUCAACAAGACGAGUAUGGAGAGGGCGAAAUAAUGGUGCGAGGUCCCAAUUAGUGCCUUUGCCUGUCUAUGAUGACUGAUUACUAUCCUUAUCGUAAUUUUGGAGACACAUAUAACAAAAAUCAGUGGCCUAUUGUGAUCGUAAAUACUUGGUUGAUGUGGGUGUCGCACACAGUUAAUCUCUUGAUAAAUUCAUGAAGUAAUGGGCAUGUGGAACUUCGUUGGAUGGAUUCAUGAAGUCCCACAUUGAUAACUAAAAAAACAAGGAGUUACAAGUCAGUUGUAGAGAUACUUUUAAUGGUUUGAAACCUUUUGAAAAGCUCAUCUGGAUUUAAUCCGACGAUGUCCCAUUAUGUUAAUUACAGUAUUUUUGGACAAGGUUAGCCCCACAAUUUGUACUUUUUGUUAUUCGUCGAGUAGUUGACUACUUAAUGCUAUGUAUUCAAUAUCAGGAAAAAAAUGGAUACACAUUAAUACAGUUAUACAAAAGACUGAAAGAACAAUAUGCUGUACUAACUUAGAACUCGAUCAUUCGCUAUAAAUUGAAGGUAAAAUCAACUACUGUUAGUACGUAACGAAACACAUCUUUACAUGAACCAAAAAUCACUUUUACUUUUAAGUCCAAAAAUCACAUUUUCUUUAAGAAUAAUGGACACUGCCAUUUUUCACUUGGUUUGCUCCUAUAUCCUCCUCUCCUCCUCCAUACUCUUUCAUUAUGCUCACCUAAUUUCAUCUUCAAAAAUUUUUGGAAAUACUACGGAUCAAUUAGCAUUGCUUUCCUUCAAGAAAGGAAUUAUCUCCGACCCACUAAGCAUUACAUCUUCAUGGAACGAAUCUACCCAUUUCUGCAAUUGGAUUGGAAUAACUUGUGGUCGCAGACAUGACCAGCGUGUCAUCACGAUGGACCUACGGUCUAGCAGAUUGGUGGGUACAUUGUCCCCAGCAGUAGGGAAUCUAAGUUUUCUGCGCCAACUCAGGCUUGACAACAACAGUUUUACCGGACAAAUCCCCCAAGAGAUUGGCAAACUAUCAAGAUUGCAAACAUUAGUUCUCAGAAAUAACUCAUUUUCUGGUGAAAUACCGAGGAACAUUUCACGUUGCUCAAAAUUGAUCAUGCUUCAUUUGGGUAGGAAUAAACUAAAGGGCAACAUUCCUGUGGAGUUUGCAUCGUUGAAUAAGCUUGAGGAGAUGCACGUUUUCUUCAACAAUUUGUCCGGAGAGAUCCCAUCUUGUUUUGGCAACUUUUCUUCGAUUCGAGUGAUCAGCCUACUAGCAAAUAAUUUCCAUGGAACCAUGCCAGAUUUUCUUGGAAAUCUAGGAAAUUUACAGAUUCUUGAACUUGCCAAAAAUAAUCUCUCUGGAGCCAUCCCUGCAUUAGUUUUCAAUUUGUCAUCAUUGCGCAAUCUUGAGUUAUCACUUAAUCAACUCGAGGGACCCAUUCCAUCAAGCAUGGGCUUCACACUUCCAAAACUAGAGGUUUUUAAUCUGGGGGCAAAUCAACUAACUGGACUGCUUCCUGCAUCAGUAUCAAACCUGACAAAUCUUAAACUUUUUGCUGUUGACACCAACAAUUUCAGUGGAGAGGUCCCUAGCUUUGGAAGCUCCAAAAAUUUGUAUUGGCUAGGACUUAGUGAAAAUCGUCUUGGAAAAGGCAAGCUAGAUGGCUUGCUUUUCAUGUCUUUCUUGCAAAAUUGUUCCGCCCUGCAAAUUCUCCAGAUCGAUGACAAUCAAUUUGGAGGAGUUAUUCCGCGAUACUUUGGCAAUAUGUCCAGCCUUUUGUACUUAACCAUGUCAAGAAAUCUUAUCCAUGGAAUCAUUCCAGUAGAGAUAUCGCAACUUCACAGCUUGCUGGAACUCUCUUUGCAGCAAAAUCAUCUCACCGGGGAAAUUCCUGAUUCUAUUGGAGAAUUGGAGCUGCUAAAUGAGUUGCACCUCAGUGACAACCAAUUGUCAGGGAAGAUCCCAUCUUGCAUUGGGAAUUUGACAAUGCUGUCUAAACUCAGCCUUGGGGCAAAUAAUUUGCAUGGUUCUAUACCAUCCAGUCUCGGAAAGAUCAAGUUUCUGUCCCUCCUGAAUCUCAGCAGGAAUCAUCUUAGCGGCGAAAUACCAAAAGAGAUUUUGCAGCUCCCAGAGGCACUUCUACACCUAGACUUAUCAAGAAACCACAUCACGGGUUCACUGGCGGCGUCUGUAAACAGCACUAUUCGCUUGAAAAACUUGGUCUAUUUGCGCCUCUCCAACAACAACUUAUCUGGUGAAAUACCAAGCAGCUUCAAAAUAUUGACAAGCUUAACAGAGCUCUAUGUCGAUAAUAAUUAUCUCCAAGGAGCUAUCCCUCCAUCCUUAAGUUCUUUGACAAGUCUUGAAUUCAUUGAUCUCUCACACAACAAAUUUGUGAGUAAGAUACCUGACUUUUUUGCUAGUCUCAGAUCCUUGAAGUACUUGAAUUUGUCCUACAAUGAUUUGGAGGGCGAGUUACCAUCAGAUGGAGUUUUCAGAAACAAAAGUAGAUUCUCAGUUACUGGGAAUAAUAAGCUUUGCGGAGGCAUUCCAGAGUUCAAGCUACCAAAAUGCCCAAAAAAGGAUCCAAGUUCUGGAAAAUCAUCUCGAAUGAUGAUUUUGAUCAUAGCAUUAGUUGUUGGAGGCAUCGUGGGCAUCACAGCAGUGGCAAUCCUUCUUUGGCGGUAUAAUAUAAAAAGAAAGCAGAGGGUUGCUGAUAAUCAGGGUUCGACGGUUGUGGAUGCAGUAAUCCCCAGAGUGACUUACCAAGGCCUUCAGAAAGCAACGAAUGGCUUCUCUCUGGAGAAUUUGAUUGGUUGGGGGAACUUUAGCUCUGUAUACAAAGGCAUUUUAGAUGAAUCAGUUGAUGGAAUUAAGCAGAUUGCUGUAAAGGUACUGAAACUUCAAAUGAAAGGAGCUAGCAAGUCCUUUGUUGCUGAGUGUGAAGCACUGAGGCAUAUCAGACAUCGAAACUUGGUGAAGCUUUUAACUUGUUGUUCAAGUAUUGAUCACCAAGGUCAUGAUUUUAAGGCCAUAAUUUAUGAGCUCAUGAUCAAUGGUAAUCUGCACAAUUGGUUGCACCAAAGUUGUUGGAAGAAUAGUACUACGGAUGAGGAGAAUCAUAAGCAGCCAAGAAGUAAUUUAAACAUUAAACAAAGGCUGGCUAUUGUGAUAGAUGUGGCCAGUGCAUUGGAUUAUCUACACAAUCAAUCUGGAAUGCCAUUAAUACAUUGCGAUCUCAAACCGAGUAACGUGCUUUUGAAUGAAGAAUUUGUUGCUCAUUUAGGUGACUUUGGAUUGGCAAGAUUUACGCAAGCUGAUGCCGCCACACAUGUACAGAGCAGCUCUAGCACAGUAAAAGGGACGCUAGGAUAUAUACCGCCGGAAUAUGCGGCAGGGAGUAAGUUGUCAACCUAUGGUGACAUGUACAGUUAUGGAAUUCUAGUGUUGGAAACAUUUACAGGAAAGAGCCCCACAGAUGAAAUAUUCAAGGAUGGCCUAAACCUUCAUGAUUUUGUGAAGAUGGACAUACCUGAACAAGUAUUGAAUGUUUGUGAUCCUACACUAGUUGACCGUUGCCUUGAAAAUAAAAAUGUUAUAAGGACGGAGAAGUGCCUGUGUUCAGUGUUUAGAAUCGGGAUUGCUUGCUCUAUGGAGUCGGCAGAAGCACGCAUGGACAUUGCACAUGUCCUUAAGGAGCUGAAGUUCAUUAGAGAUGAUCUCUAAUCACAAGCGCAUUUAAGAUUUAAAAUUUAUAUGUUGCUUUAGUGAUCUCAAUUAUAUUAAUAUGCAAUAAUUAUAGUUGAUUUCACUGUUAUAAAUUUAUAUAGUAUAUUGUAUGAAUUGCUUGAUAGAAGUAUAAGAUUUAUGCAAAAAUUAGUGAAUACUAUACUCUACAUUCGCCA
Molecule: messenger RNA, 4390 nt
Organism: Capsicum annuum
Lineage: Eukaryota; Viridiplantae; Streptophyta; Magnoliopsida; Solanales; Solanaceae
Product: probable LRR receptor-like serine/threonine-protein kinase At3g47570
Exons: 2
Coding region: 1077-4211 (1044 amino acids)
Biological process (GO): hormone-mediated signaling pathway; protein phosphorylation
Cellular component (GO): plasma membrane
Molecular function (GO): protein kinase activity; ATP binding; protein binding
Source: RefSeq, a predicted model, not a curated record